Molecule: messenger RNA, 4084 nt
Organism: Lolium rigidum
Lineage: Eukaryota; Viridiplantae; Streptophyta; Magnoliopsida; Poales; Poaceae
Product: DNA mismatch repair protein MLH3-like
Exons: 24
Coding region: 2-3709 (1235 amino acids)
Biological process (GO): mismatch repair
Cellular component (GO): mismatch repair complex
Molecular function (GO): ATP binding; ATP-dependent DNA damage sensor activity; ATP hydrolysis activity
Source: RefSeq, a predicted model, not a curated record
GAUGCAGAGCAUAAAGCGCUUGCCAAAGAGCGUUCACAGCUCCUUGCGCUCAAGCAUUAUCUUGUCUGACCUCCCGAGGGUCGUUGAGGAGUUGAUAUACAAUAGCAUCGAUGCAAAGGCCAAAAAGAUCGACAUCUCAGUAAAUGUCAGAGCGUGUUAUGUUAAAGUGGAAGAUGAUGGUUGUGGUAUUACUCGAGAUGAAUUGGUUCUCUUAGGAGAAAAAUAUGCAACAUCCAAGUUUCAUGGUGUCAUGGAUGGUGUGGAAUCUAGUUCAAGAAGUUUUGGAUCAAAUGGAGAAGCGUUGGCAUCUCUUUCUGAUAUCUCUGUGGUUGAAGUCAGGACGAAAGCUCGUGGGAGACCAAAUUCAUAUUGCAAAAUAAUAAAGGGAUCCAAAUGCUCACAUCUGGGAAUAGAUGACCAGAGGGAAGCUGUUGGCACGACAGUUGUUGUUCGGGAGCUUUUUUACAACCAACCUGUGCGGAGAAAACAAAUGCAAUCUAGUCAUAAAAGAGAACUGCAUAAUGUGAAGAAGUGUGUCCUGCGAGUUGCACUUAUCCAUCCUCAGGUUAUAGUCAGACUUCUUGAUACUGACAGUGAAGAUGAGUUGCUAUACACAGUUCCUUCAUCAUCCCCUUUGGCUCUUAUAUCAAACAGUUUUGGGAAUGAUGUUUCCAGUUGUCUUCAUGAAAUAUCUACAUCAGAUCAGAGCUGGGUUCUUUCAGGGCACAUAUCUGGACCAACAGAUGUGUUCUGCAAUAAGGAUUUCCAGUACUUGUAUAUCAACUCAAGGUUUGUCAGUAGAAACCCAAUCCAUAAUAUUCUGAAUAAUCUGGCAGCUAGUUUCCAGUUGUCCAUUAUGAGGACAAAUGAAGAAAUGGAUGGUCAGAGCCGGAAGAGACAGAAGACUGAUGUCUACCCUGCAUAUUUGCUAAACUUCUGCUGCCCUAGAUCGAGCUACGAUCUACAUUUUGAACCUUCAAAGACUACUGUGGAAUUCAAGGAUUGGCAAAGUAUCUUGUUUUUCUUUGAGCAGACUAUCGCAAACUACUGGAAGAAGCAGGUACAACAACCAUCAAAAGGCAAAACUAUUGAUGUCACCCUUCCUGUUGGCGCGCCUCUGGAAAGUAACGUGAAGUCAAACAAGGGCCUCCUAAAGCAUCAGCAUGUGCAGAACAAGGAAGAUGAUGCUGACUUACAGCAACGCAUACUGCAGAAGAGUGCAGUCAGAGAAAGCAAUGUUGGUAUAGGUGCAGCAGCAGCACCCAGAGACUCACAGUGCUUUUCGUUUGAUCUGAAGCCAUCUGCAUGGCAUCUCUUCUCUCCUGAUCGGACCAGUGGUGCAUCUGAACAUGCUGACAGUAUUGCUAGGAAUGACCGUAUUCAUUUUCCUGAAAGGGCCAGUUAUCAGUGGUUCGAUAAUGGUUCUUCUGAGCUAGAAGACAGUGAUCAUUCAGGUGCUAACCCAACUGUUUGGAAAAAGCGACGGAUGGAAGGUAUAUUCCAUGGGCAUGCAUAUUCUUGUAACUUUGGAAAGUUUGACGAUGUGCAGACCAAAGGCCUUUCAGCUGAUGAUCAAGAGUCUGAGAUAAUGGGCCUGGAUAUUGAUCUCCAAGAACCUUGCUUUGGGGGUGUCAAUAGACCCAAUAGUAUUACCUGUGACUUUAUGCAAAAUGAGACCAAUAUAAAGUCAAACAUGUCUAGCUGUGAUGGAUUCUAUGAUGAUUUUGAUGAAUUAAAUGAGGAUCACCUACUCAAUGAAGUCACGGAGACAAUAGCUGAUAUUUCUUGCCCUGAGAUGUCACACUUCAGUGAUGGAUUCUACCAUGAAGAUCGUAAUACUUCCAGUAUCUUGAAAAGGUGCAGCACAAGAAAGAAGUUAGGGACUGCAGCAGGAUAUGUUGAAGGCCUUGAAACUAACGUGAUUCCUCAGAUGAACUUCCCUGAUACCCAUCUAGUGUGGGAAAGUGAAGACAUGGAUAGGUCCUCCAUCAAAGAUGAUUACCUUAAUUUCUCUGAUCCAUACAUGUUAGCUGAUACGCCUCGCGGUCACAGUCAUGCAAGGACUGGCUUGGAAUCUCAGGGGCGAUCAAUAAGCUUUGCUUAUGGGAACUUUGAAAAUGUUGAUAGUGAUUUUAGAUUUACUUUGGACAGAUUCAACAGUGAAUCUCCAAGAAUAUGUGAAGGACCUAAAAAAUUGGACAUAUUCAACAGUGAAUCGCCAAGAAUAUGUGAAGGACCUAAAAAACUGAAUAACUUCGAUGAUCAAACUCAGUCACCUAAUUACUUCAGCAGUGUUGAUCGUUUUGUGGAUCAGUUUGUUUCCAAAGAUGAUGAGUUAGCCUGGAAAUCAAAAACUGAUGGAACAUUGUCAUACAAUAUUUCUCCUGAGAGAAGUACUACUGGUUGCCAGUUGAAGGUUUCUUCUUCCAACAUGGCAAACAACAGCGUACUUGCUGAAGAUCUACUGAAUCAACACGAUUUUGGAUUCGGUCGGAGAUCCAGGCUUACCAAGGUUCGAUCUAGGAGCUGUUCCGCCCCACCAUUUUACAAAGGAAAACGGAAAUUCCCCGGAUUGAAUCAGCCUCGGUUCAAAUUAGCAGCAGAAGACGAUAGGGAUAUCCCCAUGAAGGAAUCAGAAGAUACUGCACCUGCACCAGAAGAUAUCUCACCUAUGAGUGCAACACAGCCUAUUCCUGAGACUAGUAGCAGUGAGUUUUCUGGCCUAACUUUAAGCUUGAAGGGAAACGUGAAAAUGUGUGAAGAGGCCUGUUCUGAUGGGUUUGAAAAUUUUACUGCUCAAAUAUCUAAAUGGCGAGAUGACUCUGACCAACAUACAGCUUUGGAGUUGCCACAUGUUUCUUCCGAAUGCUAUGAUGAUGUACUUAGCAUUUCUUCUGGGCCUUUAAAUCUCUCUUGUAGCUCGCUAGUUCCUGAAUGUAUUGAUAAAAAUUGCUUUGCGGAGGCAAGAGUUUUGUUGCAGCUGGAUAAGAAAUUUAUUCCCGUCAUAUCUGGGAAAUUGCUACUCCUCGUUGAUCAGCAUGCGGCCGAUGAAAGGAUACGUUUGGAGGAGCUCCGUAGCAAGGUUUUAUCAGAUGAAGACCGAGGAAUCACUUACUUGGACUCAGAGGAGGACAUGGCUCUCCCCGAGACUGGAUAUCAAUUGUUCCAGAAGUAUAGUGAGCAGAUUCAGAAAUGGGGUUGGAUCAUCAACAAUUCUAGCAUUUCAUCCCAAUCAUUCAAAAAGAACAUGAACAUUCUGAGGAGACAAGCUCGUGCAGUUACUCUUGCUGCUGUUCCAUCUAUUCUGGGAGUUGAUUUAACAGGAAAAGAUCUUAUGGACUUCAUUCAGCAGCUUGAUGAGACUGAUGGGUCGUCAGGUAUCCCCCCAGCAGUUCUUCGUAUUCUUAACUUCAAAGCUUGCAGAGGGGCAAUCAUGUUUGGCGAUCCCUUGCUACCGUCCGAGUGCUGCCUGAUCAUCGAAGAACUGAAAGAAACGUCUCUCUGCUUCCAGUGCGCUCAUGGGCGUCCGACCACUGUACCCAUCGUGAACGUCGCGUCCCUCCAUGACGAGCUCGCGAGGCUCGGGAUGAUGAGUGGGAGGAGUGAGGCGGAGGAGUCCUGGCAUGGCCUGUCGCACCAUGGACCCAGCCUUGAGCGUGCCCAGACUCGGCUCAAACAAUUGAGGAGGCUGCGGCAGGGCUGCCUGUAGGAUAGGAUGUAGCCGUAGGAAGAUGAUGUAUAUAGCCGUCGAAAAUAGUGUGAUUUGUAGGAGUGACACUGUAGAGUAGCCAUUCGUUUCUGACAUAGAGAUAAAGCAAAAGCAAAGCAGCAACCUGUGCGAUUGAAAUUGAGGAGGCUGCGGCGGAGUUGCCUGUAGGCUAGGAUAUAGCCGUAGGAAGAUGAUGUAUAUAGCGGUCGAAAAUGGUGUGAUCUGUAGGAGUGACACUGUAUAGUAGCCAUUCGUUUCUAAGAUAGAGAUAAAGCAAAAGCAAAGUAGCAACCUGUGCGAUUGUCAUCCGAUUUUUUUUUUCAUGUAAAUACACAUCAACGGAUUGACAUCAAAGGCUGUGUUGUCCUACUCAAA